This is a messenger RNA of Sinocyclocheilus rhinocerous, 805 nucleotides long. Its product is annotated as cullin-9-like. The record is from RefSeq and is a predicted model, not a curated record. The transcript has 2 exons. The coding region runs from base 143 to 805 and encodes 220 amino acids. Lineage: Eukaryota; Metazoa; Chordata; Actinopteri; Cypriniformes; Cyprinidae.
GCAGGACUGGACUACACUUUAUACAACAGGCAGAAAAAACGACUUCAGGCUGGGCAACGAUACGCUACCACGGAGAAGAAAACUCCAUCCACCCCGGGGGAAAGUCGAGAAGGAGGGGAGGCCCUGCAACACCGGAGCUAUCAUGGUGGGUGAGCGCCGCAACGGUAACCUGCUGGUUCAGCUGGGCCCGAAACUGCAGGCUUUCCCAGAGGAGCUUAUCCGUCAGAGGAGGACUCACGACAGCCAGACGGAGUACCUGAUUCGCUGGAGCCUGCUGGUUGUGGAUGACAGCAGCAGCUCAGGCUGCAGCAAUGAGGCGAGCGGUGGCAGCAGCAGUUCGGGCGGCGGAGGCUCUAGUGGCUCCACCUCAGGAGAGAGCAAGAGCGAGAGCAUCCUCAUGUGGAUGUCCACAGAAGACGUCUACGCCAACUGCCCCACUCUGCUAGGCAAGCGCAAGGCUGACUCCCAGAGGCCUCUGCUGGAGGAAGAGGAGCGGCCCAGCGGCCAGUUCCCCGCAGAUGUGGACAAGGGAGAGCUGUUGGACAUGAAAGAUGACGUGAAGAAUCUUGUGUGCCGCGCCCGGAAGCAGAUGGCCAAGAACAGCGACUUCGGGAUAAGCAUCACGCACACCAUCCACGUGCUGAGCGCCUACGCCAGUAUCGGCUCGCUGGUAGGAGUCUUCAAGGAGACCGGCGCUCUCGACCUGCUCAUGGAGCUGCUCUGCAACAAGGAGCGACAGACCAGACGCAGCGCUGGCAAGAUGCUGCGAGCCCUGGCUUCUCACGAUGCCGGUGAGUCUGGCUAG